UUUUUUUUUAUUCACAUACAGUCAACACCAUGGCCAGCCAACAUAAACUUAUUUUUACUGGAUUAUUGAUUUCUAUUUCAAUGCACUGGACUUUGUCCAUUUCAGAGGAAGAGCUCCAUGCCAGCUACUGGAACAACAAAGCGAGACAGGCUCUUCACAAUGCCCUGAAUGUUCAGCCUAAUAUUCAUCAAGCCAAGAACAUCAUCCUCUUCCUGGGGGAUGGUAUGGGAGUAACGACAGUGACUGCUGCCAGGAUCCUCAAAGGCCAGUUGGCAGGGGAAUCUGGGGAGGAGACCAGUCUGGUUAUGGAUACCUUUCCUCACCUGGCGCUGUCUAAGACGUACAAUGUGGACCAGCAGAUGCCAGACAGCGCUGGCACAGCCACAGCUUACUUGUGUGGUGUAAAGGCCAAUUCCGGCACCCUGGGUGUCACUGCCGCCACCCCAAGGGGCAACUGUAGCGCUGCCUAUGGGAACGAAGUCACAUCGGUUUUGAACCGUGCCAAGAAAGCAGGAAAGUCUGUGGGAAUUGUCACUACAACCAGAGUGCAGCACGCCUCUCCUGGUGCAAACUACGCUCACACUGCCGACCGAAGCUGGUAUUCUGACUCCGACCUCACCCCUGAGGCAAUCCAAAAUGGCUGCCGUGACGUUGCCUACCAGCUGGUUCAUAACAUAGAGAUAGAUGUCAUUCUUGGUGGAGGUCGUCAGUACAUGUUUUCGAGAACCACGCCAGACCCUGAGUAUCCAACUGAUAGAGGAGACCGAAAUGAUGGACAAAAUCUUGUUACAGAGUGGUUAAAGAACAAAACGAAUGCUAAAUAUGUUUGGAACAAAGCUGAAUUUGAUGCCAUCAAUCCUGCAAAUACAGACUUCCUGAUAGGUCUCUUUGAGCCCAAAGACUGCCGCUACGAGUUGGAGCGUGAUGCAUCCAUGGACCCCUCCCUUACGGAGAUGAUGGAGAAAGCAAUUAAGAUUCUCAGCAAGAACCCAAAGGGAUUUUACCUCUUUGUAGAAGGCGGAAGAAUUGACCAUGGUCACCAUGGAGGGAGGGCCAAAUUCGCUCUCUAUGAGACUGUUGAGUUUGACCGGGCGAUCGGGCGAGCAGCUGAACUCACCAGUGAGCUAGACACCCUGUCUGUGGUCACUGCUGACCACUCCCAUGUCUUUGUCGUUGGAGGAUAUUCUGCCAGAGGAAACUCUGUUUUAGGAGUGUCUCGCAUAUUAGCAGACGACAAAAAGCACUUCACUACUGCUGUGUAUGGAAAUGGACCAGGAUACCGAGAAGGAGCACGCCCCGAUAUGAAUGAGACAAUUUCAUCGACUAAUGAGUAUCUUCAGCAGGCUCCUGUUCCUCUUGACUCAGAGACCCACAGCAUAGAAGAUGUAGCCAUCUUUGCAAAAGGCCCCAUGUCACAUCUUUUCCACGGGGUCCAGGAGCAGAACUACAUUGCCCACGUCAUUGCUUAUGCUGCCUGCCUGGAGCCCUACGAGAACUGUGAUCUGCCCCCACCCGACCACGCUGGAUCCAUCCACCCCAGCCUCCUGCUCCUCCUGAUGAGCCUCCUUCUCCUCUCCCUCUGCUCUGUCUGAGAUGACAGCCUAUGGAAAAUGUGUCCUGACCUUUGAAUAGCUGUGCUAUCUGACAUUUGAUUUAAAAAAGUGUUGUUCUUUACACCAUUGGUUCUCAACUGUUCUGGCUGCGGGACCCACCAUCACCCCUUAAUGACAAGCCGGGACCCACGACCCAAAUUAU
Messenger RNA from Anarrhichthys ocellatus (wolf-eel), 1755 nucleotides. RefSeq names its product alkaline phosphatase-like. Lineage: Eukaryota; Metazoa; Chordata; Actinopteri; Perciformes; Anarhichadidae. Gene Ontology annotation, cellular component: plasma membrane. The coding region runs from base 30 to 1592 and encodes 520 amino acids. The record is from RefSeq and is a predicted model, not a curated record. Gene Ontology annotation, molecular function: alkaline phosphatase activity. Gene Ontology annotation, biological process: dephosphorylation. The transcript is spliced from 11 exons.